This is a messenger RNA of Anoplopoma fimbria (sablefish), 963 nucleotides long. RefSeq names its product olfactory receptor 2AT4-like. Gene Ontology annotation, biological process: G protein-coupled receptor signaling pathway. Lineage: Eukaryota; Metazoa; Chordata; Actinopteri; Perciformes; Anoplopomatidae. The transcript has a single exon. The record is from RefSeq and is a predicted model, not a curated record. Gene Ontology annotation, molecular function: G protein-coupled receptor activity; olfactory receptor activity. The coding region runs from base 1 to 963 and encodes 320 amino acids. Gene Ontology annotation, cellular component: membrane.
AUGUCUUCUCUCAGGACUGUUUCUAAUGACUCUGUCAUCAUUCAUCCUCCAGGCUUCUAUAUCAUUGGAUUUGAGACAUUUCCCUUCAUCAGUGUUUACAUUAUCUUUCUAGCGUUUGUUUAUGUGGUUACACUAUUCUUCAAUAUCUUGUUGAUCUACAUAAUUGCUCGUGAUCACUGCUUACAUACUCCAAAAUGUCUGGCUGUCGUCAACCUCGCAGUAAUUGAUGUGCUCUUGAACACGAGCACUAUUCCCGGCAUGAUUAAGAUUUUCCUUUUGAAGGACAACUUUAUUCCAUUUAACCUCUGUCUGGUCCAAAUGUAUGUCUACUAUGCUGUUCUAUCUCUGGAGUCUUAUGCACUUGCUAUACUUGCCUACGACAGGUUCAUUGCAAUAUGUUUCCCUAUGCGUCAGAACGUAUUGAACACGCUGUCGAUCAUGUUGUGUAUAGUAGCCGUGACUUGGGCUUACAAUCUGAGUAGAGUAGCAUAUAGCACGAUAAUCAUGACUCGACUGUCAUUUUGCAAUUCUGUCAGAGUGUUCAGCUAUUUCUGUGACUAUGCGCCUGUGCUCAGACUCGCCUGCAAUGAUUACACAGCGCAGUGGUCGGUCGCUUCAGCUUCUAGUAUGGUGAAUCUGCUUGGCCCUUUUUCUGUUAUUAUUCUGUCUUAUGUCAGCAUACUGAUCACCGUGUUCAGAAUGAAAUCAGUGAGCAGUAGGAUGAAAGCUCUCGCCACUUGCAUUGAGCACCUAGUCCUUGUUGCUGUAUUUUACAUUCCUAUAUUCAGCAUAUUCUUAUUGGGGCUUUAUCUGCGUCAGAUUAACCCGGACCAGCGUGUGCUGAGCCUGUCGUUGGCCUCUUGCAUCCCACCCUGCAUCAAUCCUAUUGUGUAUUCUUUGAAGACCAAAGAGAUUAAAACCAGAGCUCUGGCACUGUUUCAUAGAAUUAAAACAAGCCCUUGA